AUGAACGGAUUAGCACGACUCCAGCGUUCUUUUCCGCUAAAAGAAAACGUAACUGAAAGUACCACUGAUAAUAGUACGAAUGAAUACCAAAGGUACUUAGAAGGAUAUAAGACCCCUAAGCACGCACCAUUGCCUCUUUUGGAACAUGCUCGUGUUACUGCGUUUACCGGAUGGGAAGACGAAGAACUUGGACAGACCAUAGAACUGACCAAUGAACUUGAUAAGCUCUAUGCCAAGUUCACUCAAUAUCACUUUGAGUUGGAGAACUACUGUGACCGUUUGAAGCCCCUUGAGAAGGGCAUUGACGGGUUUCAUGAUCAAUUGAGUCAUUUAGCAGCAAACUUUGCGUUAUUGCAACAAGAAUCCACAAAAUUACAAGUUGAAUUGGAGAAACUGGUCAAUAUCACUAAUAAAUUGAAUCCCAUAUUACUUGACUUAACGAUCCCUCCGGAGGUGGUCAAGCUGGUGGCUAAUGGACCAAUAAAUUCACUGUGGGUUGAGAAUAUUCAUUUUGUUAAUGAAAAGAGCAAUCUCAUAGCCAAUGUGAAACAGAAUAAAUUACCGGAUAAACACUUACAAGAAAUGUAUUUGAACUCGACACUGUUCCACCAAUUGGAAGAACGGGUCGAGUUAUUAGCAUUCAAAAUCGUCGAAAGAGUACGUGAUUUUAUGAUCUUAAAGAUCAAACAACUUCGAUCGACUAAAGCAUUAUUUUCCUCCCAAAAGAUUCAAUCUGAUUUGCUUGAAGUCAAAGAAGCAUUUGCAUUUCUUCAAGAAAGACAUAGAGAUUUAGCCAAUAAUCUUCAAUUGGCGUACAUUUACACUAUGAGAUGGUAUUACCAUACACGAUUUGCCAAAUACAUUCAUUCAUUAGAGAAGUUACGGUUAUACAACAUUGAUUCUAGUAAUUUGCUUGGAACUCCUGCAGAAGACAGAUACAGUAUAUUAAGUGGACCAAGUGGUGGUGGGUUCAGUUCGUGGUUUGGUACAUCUUCUAGAACCAUAGGUUUGUCGACUUCUCUGCAACUGCAGCAACUGCAGCUGCAGUUGCAGCUGCAAUGGAAUCAAGUGUCACCUACAGAAUACUUGAAUUCUAUUCAUAAAAGAGUAGAGAUCAUUCGACAAAAUGAAUCUUCAUCUCAACUAGCAAUGCCGUCUCAGAUUGCAGAAACAAAUUCAACACCUUAUUGGAUGGAAUUUGUAUUUAAUCAAUGGUCAGUAGCAUUAGAGAGUAAUAUCAUAGUGGAGUAUUUAUUUAUGGUUGAGUUUUUCUAUCAAGAAGAAGAGAAGUUUUCACCAUUAGAAGAUUUAUAUCCUGAAGGUACCACCAGUACCACCUCCAUUAAAAGAGAUUGGUCUUCAUUAAUGUUUGAUAAAGUUUUCAAUAUUGGAUUGGAAUUUGUGGGCUAUUUAUUAACUCAAGUUCAAGCAAAUAUCUCUCAACACGGAAGAACUACAGUUUCUGGAAGAGUUGUUAACCAAUUGCUGGUAUUAAAUGCCCCAGGAACGACCUGUGAUGCUUAUGCGUUGUUAUUAAUGAUUCGUUUAGUACAGAAAUCACAACUGGCAUUGCAUAAUAAGUUUCAUAUUCCAACCAUGGACGAUUAUCAUCAUCAAGUUUUAAUGCUAUUAUGGCCCCAUUUCACCAAGAUUAUAGACUUACACUGUGAUUCCAUGAAGAAGAGUAUACUCCAAUCAACUGAUAACAAGUCGUUAGCUCCAAUUGCAUUAACGCAACAGUUUGCUCAGUUUCUUCUGGGAAUAUUAACCUUGUGCAAUUCUGCUGGUGACCAAGAUUAUAAGGGAGAACCAAUAGUGGUUUCCAUUGGACGACUCCGGAAUGAUUUCGAAGGUGUUCUUACCAAAGUCAGCAAUAAUUCAUUCAGAAGCUCCAAACAAGUGGAAAGAGAAAUUUUCUUAUACAACAACUACUUUUUAGUAGUGAAUAUUCUUCGUAAUGAGUUUGGGUCGUCGUCGUCAUCAACCUGUAACAUUAGUGACAUUGUCGAAGAGCAGAUUAACCAUUUUGAAAAGGUAUGUCUUGCCUAUAAGAGAACAUGA
This is a messenger RNA of Lizanozyma spartinae, 2061 nucleotides long. It is a transcript of the gene VPS52, whose product is annotated as Vps52p. The record is from RefSeq and is a predicted model, not a curated record. NCBI's taxonomy places the organism in Eukaryota, Fungi, Ascomycota, Pichiomycetes, Serinales, Debaryomycetaceae. The transcript has a single exon. The coding region runs from base 1 to 2061 and encodes 686 amino acids. Gene Ontology annotation, molecular function: syntaxin binding. Gene Ontology annotation, biological process: endocytic recycling; Golgi to vacuole transport; retrograde transport, endosome to Golgi. Gene Ontology annotation, cellular component: GARP complex.